Lodderomyces orthopsilosis Co 90-125 is the source of this 2265-nucleotide messenger RNA. RefSeq lists its product as uncharacterized. Lineage: Eukaryota; Fungi; Ascomycota; Pichiomycetes; Serinales; Debaryomycetaceae. The record is from RefSeq and is a predicted model, not a curated record. The transcript has a single exon. Bases 1 to 2265 code for a protein of 754 amino acids.
AUGGCAAAAUUUCAUUCGCGUCGAAUAGUAGUCAAAUUAUUUCUACUAUUAACUAUAGCAUAUACAAUUCUUGUAUCAUUAAAGCUGAUUGUAGCUAAACCAAGUUUACAGCAAUAUCGUAAAUUGCUUAAUCAACAGUUUACUCAUAAAUAUAAUCAAAUUUAUUACAAUUUUUUAGCAUCCAAUUACGAUUUGAACAAUGACGCGAGCUUUAAUAAACAAUUGGCAAUAAUACGACAAGAUGCUAUUGAAGAGGAUAGAGGUAAUAAUGAACUUUGGAUGUUGAAUGAAGAAAUUACAAACAAUUUACCAUUAACUGUACAAAUACCGUCAUAUUUUAAAGAGAAGCAACUACUGGAAUCUACUCCACUUGUUCAUGAUUUUGAUCCUCGAUUUACAUUUGGUGCUUAUUAUCAAUACAUUGCUAGAACUUCAUCAGAGUCCAACUUGGUUGUACCUUUCCAUUGGUCAGAUUGGGUUGAUUUAUCUAUACUCGACAAGUAUAUCACCAACUACCCCAAAACUGACUUGUGUUCAACUUUAUUUGAUAUUUCAGAUAAACAGGAUCUCAUUAAAGGGUCCAAUAUGCGUAAUGUUGAAGAGUAUUGUCAAUUUAAUCAAGUGGAAGAUAAUAUACAGUCACUGAUUUAUCCACAGUUGGGUUUUAAAAUUACUGAUCAACCGGGUCCACAAUCCGUAUCUAACCGUGAACUAAUUGGUCGUGCUUACUUGUUUGAUACGGCACCAUCACCAAAACAGCUAAUUUUUUUAACGACCAAAGGAUCAUAUCAAAUUGAUGUACUCAAUCCUCAGGAAAACAAUUUUAAUAAUUCAUUACUUCAUAAUGGUAUGAUUGAUUCAUUACCAGUAGACACUUUUAAUGUUGUAGAGGACUACAAAUAUUUACAAUCACACAAACCAGAGACUCACCAACAACUACAGCAACCACAGCAAAAUGGUGACUCAUCCCGCCAUGAAUUAUCCAUCCCACAAUCUAAUUUCCUUAAUGAUCCUGAAGCGGCUAUCAAUUCCAUGAAGCGCAAACAGCAGGAAACUCAAUUAUCCCUAAUGGAGCAGGACUAUCUCGAUUCCAUUACAUUCAGUUACAAUUGUAACAACCCACCGAAGUAUUUCUAUGAAGCAAAAUUACUCAAAUCGACCCCUGAUGAUUGGCAAGGUGAACAUUACGAUUGGCGAUUCUUUCAAGGAAUCACAUUAGACUCGCCCGAAAAUGCCAUAAUCCUACAUCGAUUAAUUAAAAAUUAUCUCAAUUUUGCACGUAUUCAUGGAAUCACCACUUGGAUUGCUCAUGGUUCAUUACUUGCUUGGUAUUGGAAUGGAAUAGCAUUUCCAUGGGAUGGUGAUAUUGAUGUUCAAGUUCCUGUUUCAGAAUUGUAUAAAUUGGGUCAAUAUUAUAAUCAAACUUUAAUCAUUGAAAAUGCCGUUGGUUCAAAGGGGGAUUUUGAUGGAUUUGGUAGGUAUUUCAUGGAUAUUGGAUCAAGUAUAACUCAUCGUACUAGAGGAAAUGGGAACAACGCCAUUGAUGGGAGGUUUAUUGAUGUUGAUACUGGGUUAUACAUUGAUAUCACUGGAUUAGCUUUGACUGAUGCUCCAUCACCCGACAGAUAUGAUUUAAUUGCUCCGUUAUUGGAUAAAGAACAGCAAGUUGUAUUAGGUAAUGCUAAAACUGUUCAAGAGGAUGGUUCAAUUAAAAAGAAUUAUUCAGUAAUUAACCUGGAGUUACAAUUGUACAAUUGUCGAAAUCAUCAUUUUACAUCAUAUCAAGAGUUAUCACCAUUGAUCACAUCCACCUCGGAAAAUCAAAUCGCCUUAGUCCCCAAGAAUUUCAUGAUGAUUUUGAAUGAUGAAUAUAAUAUCAAUGCCCUUUCAAGAAAACAACAUCGGAAAUUCACCUAUUUAAACAAUUUAAGAAUUUGGUUCACGACAAAGACUAUAAAACAAUACGCCAAGAUGGAAAAUAUUGAUUCAGAAGGAUACGAUUUCACAUCUUUGAAACAACUCAAUUCAUUAACCAAAACUGAUCAUUUACAAUUAUUGGCUCAAAAUGUCAAGCUAUUACAAGAAUGGGAAUUAACGAAAAAUUUUACAAAUUUGCAUCAACGAGAAAUGGAAUUAAUUUAUGACGGAAAUAUCGAUAAAGCUGGCGAAUUGAUUGAAGCAAAUGUUGUGAACGGUGGAGGAAUUGGUAAGUCUUUACGGGCGGAUUAUUUUAUGCAUAAGUUGAUGACCGGUGGAAGACACUAA